Molecule: messenger RNA, 1541 nt
Organism: Drosophila sechellia
Lineage: Eukaryota; Metazoa; Arthropoda; Insecta; Diptera; Drosophilidae
Gene: CkIIalpha
Product: casein kinase II subunit alpha
Exons: 3
Coding region: 335-1345 (336 amino acids)
Biological process (GO): peptidyl-threonine phosphorylation; peptidyl-serine phosphorylation; regulation of cell cycle
Cellular component (GO): cytosol; nucleus; protein kinase CK2 complex
Molecular function (GO): ATP binding; protein serine/threonine kinase activity
Source: RefSeq, a predicted model, not a curated record
GCAGUAAAAUAGACAGCGGUUAAGCUAACCUUCUUAAAAUAAGAAAAAUUGUCUCCGUAACCACGUACACUGGGUUUUUUUUUACUAGGACUGCAGAACUGUGAGGAGCAUACCCGGCAUUCACUGUGGAUAUCCUACGAGACGGAGAAGUCUUUUAAAACACUUUGGCAAGCCAGCUUAUAACAAUCAAUCUUCACAAAUUGGAUUGUUGUACAAUAAUAAUAUUAUUAGGACUACCAACCGACUGAAAUCGGAAUCAGCUCACAUAAACUUACUGCUACAACCCGAACAAAGUUUUAAAAAGGAGGAAGAAAGGAACGCUUUUUUCAGAAAUAUGACACUUCCAAGUGCGGCUCGCGUGUACACAGAUGUCAAUGCCCACAAACCGGAUGAAUAUUGGGACUAUGAAAAUUAUGUGGUUGAUUGGGGCAAUCAAGACGAUUAUCAGUUGGUCCGAAAAUUAGGACGUGGAAAGUAUUCUGAGGUCUUUGAGGCCAUUAAUAUUACUACCACAGAAAAGUGCGUUGUUAAAAUUUUGAAACCUGUUAAAAAAAAGAAGAUAAAGCGUGAAAUCAAAAUUUUGGAGAACUUGCGUGGAGGAACAAAUAUAAUAACACUUUUAGCCGUUGUCAAGGAUCCAGUUUCUCGUACACCAGCGUUGAUUUUUGAGCACGUGAACAACACAGAUUUCAAGCAACUUUACCAAACAUUAACUGAUUAUGAGAUUCGUUACUACUUGUUUGAGCUUCUUAAGGCACUUGACUACUGCCACAGCAUGGGAAUAAUGCAUCGUGAUGUAAAGCCCCACAAUGUUAUGAUAGAUCACGAAAAUCGAAAAUUGCGCCUUAUAGAUUGGGGACUUGCCGAAUUUUAUCAUCCUGGUCAAGAGUAUAAUGUUCGCGUGGCUUCGAGAUACUUUAAAGGUCCCGAAUUACUGGUAGAUUACCAGAUGUAUGAUUACUCACUGGAUAUGUGGUCACUUGGUUGUAUGUUGGCGUCGAUGAUAUUCCGAAAAGAGCCGUUUUUCCACGGACAUGACAACUAUGAUCAAUUGGUGCGCAUUGCCAAGGUGCUGGGCACCGAAGAGCUCUACGCAUAUUUGGAUAAAUACAAUAUUGACCUCGAUCCAAGAUUUCACGACAUUCUACAGCGUCACUCAAGAAAGCGAUGGGAAAGAUUUGUCCAUUCUGAUAACCAACAUCUAGUUUCUCCUGAAGCACUAGACUUUCUUGAUAAACUUUUACGCUAUGAUCACGUUGACCGACUCACAGCUCGCGAAGCAAUGGCCCAUCCAUAUUUCUUACCUAUUGUCAAUGGUCAAAUGAAUCCCAAUAAUCAGCAAUAAGAAGUUUUUUCAUUAUGAUGAAUACUGUAAUUCGAGUUUGGGAUAGCAGCCAUUUAACAAUAUGAUAAUUAUGCAAAAAAAUAUAAAAUCCGAAGAAAAAUAAAAUAAAUUAAGCUACUGUCUUAAAAAUGACUUCAACUGUUCGUUAAGGGAUUAACCGGAGAAAUCGAAUAAAUUCUCACAGUAUAACAUCUAA